UAUUAAGAAUGUAUAUUAUAAAAUCUAAAAUUAAUUGAUAGAUAAUAUAAAUAAAUUGAGUGCAGUUAAAAAAAUCUAGAGUGAACGCCGGUAAAAAUAAACCGGUAUAUUUUAUAAGAUGGCGCUUGAAUAUGACUUUAAAUUGGAACAUUAUUACUCAAUUAGCGGUAAUACGGGGUUAAUAAUUUGUGAAUCGAUGCACUUGUUUGUUUUGUGUAUACGAUAGUGAUAAUUAUUUGUAAAUAAAAUAGUUAAACAAUAGAGAGUAAUCAGGAAUUGUUAUUAUAAUCACUAAUCAGUAAUGUGGCAACAAGAUCCUUCGUAUUUGGUAAAUGUACCGCAACAAGAGCUAUUGCAACAGAUCGAUAAUAACGAUGCGCUCCAAUCGAAAAUUAAAGCUACAAUGGGCGAAUCUGAAACAGAGGAGCUGCUACACCAGCAAUAUCAACAACAACCGGUUAAAUUGGCCAUGAUGCCACCAAACAAUCUUAUUGUCAGUCAAACCAUGGGUAUGGGGCAUCAUCAUCGUAAUGCCACAAGGGAACGGACGCCGAGUUCAAGCAGUUCCCGAGCUUCGCGUAACCUGGCGGAAAAACAGCGACGUGACAAUCUAAACACCAAUAUCGCGAUGAUGGCCGCAUUAGUACCCAAUAUAGCGUCAAGCUCAAAGCGUCACGACAAAAUUUCUAUUCUCAGACUUGCCGCUGCUUAUCUGCGGUCUAAUUUUGCAAUUGGUCCUGGUGUUCGCGACUUUAUCCCGCCGGAGUACAGUGAUAUCGACCUUGAAGAAAAUUUUGUUGACGGCUUCGAUGGAACGGGAAGUUUUCUUCUAGUCGUUACAAUAACCGGCAAUAUUGUUUACAUCAGUCCACGUGUGGAAGGACCUCUUGGUUACUCACCAGUUGAAAUGAUGGGUAAAUCAAUCUUCUCAUAUGUACAUCCGGAAGAUCAUUCAGAGCUUUCAAAAGCGCUAACACCCGAUGAAUAUGUUCAGCCAGUCAAAAAAAUAGCGUAUUACAAUGAAGACUGCAGUACCAAUGAAGAAACCACAAAUACUUCUUCUAAUUCUACAGCUGUUUCUACAAUAACAAAUAAUAAUAAUAGUAAUAUUAAUCAUAAUAGUAACAGUAAUUUCAAAGAACAGCGACGUAGUUUUUAUGUUAAAAUAGCACAACGUACUAAUUCAAGAGGUGAGCAUACGCAAUUUAAAUGUUUUCACGUAUCGGGCGUAUUACGACUGGCUGAUUUUUUAAGGAAGAAAAAUAAUUCAGAAAAUUCACCAGCAGUAGCAGCAACAAGUAAUGAUAUUAUAUUUACUGGUAUUGCUAAAGUGAUCCACAAGCGUAUCACUGAGUUAUCAUUGUACGAAGCUAACAAGCAAGAAUACAUAACUAGGCACCUAGUGGAUGGCCGAAUUGUAUUCAGUGAUCACAGAAUAGCUCUUGUAGCUGGGUAUAUGUCUGAGGAAGUAUCUGGUGUCAAUGCUUUCCGAUUUAUGCACAAGGACGAUGUAAUGUGGGCAAUUACAGCAUUAAGACAAAUGUACGAUCGCCGUGAAGGUUUUGGCACCUCGUGCUACCGUUUGCUCUCAAAGAGCGGUAAAUUUAUUUAUUUACGUACCCACGGUUGGCUAGAGUUCGACAACAAAACCGGUACAUUCGAGUCAUUCAUCUGCGUCAACACUCUGGUAGAAAAAGACGAAGGGGAGAAUUUAAUAAAAGAACUGCGCAAUCGUUUCUCAGCCACAGUAACGCAAAUCAGCGCAACAUCAGCCGGAACCUUAACAGUAGCAUCAUCUUCAUCAGCUUCAGCAUUGUCGCCUUCUCUUUCUUCCUCAUCUUCAACAACCUCAUCAUCAUCUUCCCACUUCUCGCCUUGUUCGCCUCCAAAAUUUGGCCUGUCGCCAGAAUUAUCAUCUUCAUCAGCAGUAACGACAGCAGCGCCAACAGCAGUAGUUCCAACAUCCACCACAUCAUCAUCUUCUUUGUCUACAGCAACGCCAUCUACUCCAGCGUCAGUUGGGACGCUAACAAAAUCGCCUUCACAAUCGGAACAAAAUGUCGAGGAUCCAACCCAGCUUGAAGAUGCUAUUUAUCAAUUAAUUAGCACGCUUAAAUCUCCAACAACAGCUUCAAAUUUAUCACCACCUACUUCUGAUAUCGAGUGUAACCUCGAAAUUGCCGAAACAACCUCGAUUUCUUCAGCUAUGACGUCAGUGAUGCCAACGCCAUCUAGCGGAGCUAGUAGUAAUUUGUUUAAAUUAUCUUCAGCGGAUAAUAAUAUUUCUAAGGUGGAAAAUAAUAAAUUUGAAGAUGAUUCGAGUCAUAAAAAUAAACGGAUUAAAACAGAAUUAUCAAAUUCAAUUGAUUCAUCAUUAAAUCAAUUAAAUGGUUAUGAUGUUAAUAAUCGUAAAAAAAAACUAAACUGUCAUAAUUCGACAAAAUUAUUAAAUAACAGUGAAAAAAAAUUAACUGAU
Molecule: messenger RNA, 2476 nt
Organism: Cotesia glomerata
Lineage: Eukaryota; Metazoa; Arthropoda; Insecta; Hymenoptera; Braconidae
Product: aryl hydrocarbon receptor nuclear translocator-like protein 1
Exons: 7
Biological process (GO): regulation of transcription by RNA polymerase II
Cellular component (GO): transcription regulator complex; aryl hydrocarbon receptor complex; cytoplasm
Molecular function (GO): RNA polymerase II cis-regulatory region sequence-specific DNA binding; protein dimerization activity; DNA-binding transcription factor activity, RNA polymerase II-specific
Source: RefSeq, a predicted model, not a curated record